Molecule: messenger RNA, 1964 nt
Organism: Lolium perenne
Lineage: Eukaryota; Viridiplantae; Streptophyta; Magnoliopsida; Poales; Poaceae
Product: protein neprosin
Source: RefSeq, a predicted model, not a curated record
GCCUCAUGCUGCAAAGCCCCAUGCUUUGUCGGGCCGACCCCCUCCCUCCCUUCUUCCCCAGUUAAUCCCAACACCAUUCUCUCCUCUUAACCUUGAGCAUAGCAGUGAGUGAUGGAUAUAUAAUAUACCUCCGUGUGCACUCGUCGGGCAGGGCCUUGGAAGGAGAGAUCUUUGCUUAGAGGGAGGACGAGUGCUCCUUCUUCGGUUUUUCUUUCAUCUUCUUCUUCUUCGGGAAAAGGGAUUAGUUGCGUGCAAACGAGUGUUCUCUACCUCAGAGCUGCCGCUGGCCACUGCCACUGCCAGUGGAGUGGACAGGUUCCGUGCCCCGACUCCCAAGCAACCAGCGGCAGGCACCGACCAGUCAGCCAAUGUAUUCCUCUUGGCACAGGAGCAGCAGCAGCAGCGAGAAGACGCCGCCGUGCUGCCCGUGCAAGAAGCUUCACGGGCCCAGAAUCCCACACUGAUGGCCGCGCCUUGCGCUCCGUCUCCUCCCGCUGCCGCUGUCGUUGUCCUCUUCCUGCUGCUGCUCCAUUUCUUGGUUAUUGGCGAGUGCACAGCGGCAGCAGCGGCGAACGUGACGUUCCGGCCGGGCGACGAGCUCCGCAGGUACAAGCGGGUCCAGGCGCUCCUCAGAAGGCUCAACAAGCCUUCUCUACGGACGAUACAGAGCCCCGACGGCGACGUCAUCGACUGCGUGCCGGCGCACCUGCAGCCGGCGUUCGACCACCCGAGGCUGCGGGGACAGAAGCCACUGGGCCCGCCGGUGCGGCCGAGCGGACACCACCACCGCCCCAAUGACACGGCGGACGGCGGCGGACAGCUCUGGGCAGCGUCCGGCGCGUCGUGCCCGAAAGGGUCUGUGCCCGUCAGGAGGAUCACGGAGGCCGACGUCCUCCGCGCCAGCUCCGCUAGGAGAUUCGGACGGGCGCCCACGGCCAGAGUACGGCGUGACUCCGUCUCCGGCGGCCACGAGCACGCGGUGGGUUACGUCGCCGGCGAGGAGUACUACGGCGCCCGGGCGAGCAUCAACGUGUGGGCGCCGACGGUGAGCACGGCGACGGAGUUCAGCCUGUCGCAGAUCUGGGUCAUCGGCGGCUCCUUCGGCAACGACCUCAACACCAUCGAGGCCGGAUGGCAGGUGAGCCCGCAGCUAUAUGGGGACAACUCGCCCAGGUUCUUCACUUACUGGACGUCGGACGCGUACCAGACGACGGGUUGCUACAACCUGCUGUGCUCCGGGUUCGUGCAGACCAACAGCCGGAUCGCCAUGGGUGCGGCCAUCUCGCCCACGUCCGGUUACAAGGGCGGGCAGUUCGACAUCAGCCUGCUCAUCUGGAAGGACCCCAACCACGGCAACUGGUGGCUGGAGUUCGGGUCCGGGGAGCUGGUGGGGUACUGGCCGUCCUUCCUCUUCAGCCACCUCGCAUCGCACGCCAGCAUGGUGCAGUUUGGCGGCGAGGUGGUGGACACGCGCGCCGACGGGGCGCACACGGCCACGCAGAUGGGCAGCGGCCACUUCCCCAGGGAGGGCUUCGGCCGCUCCUCCUACUUCCGCAACCUGGAGGUGGUGGACUGGGACAACAGCCUCAUCCCGCUCACCACCUUCCGGGUCACCGCCGACCGCCCGAACUGCUACGACAUACAGGGCGGCGUCAACGCCGUCUGGGGGAACUACUUCUACUACGGAGGACCGGGGAGGAACGUCAGGUGCACCUAGGAGGAGGAGGAGGAGGAUCAUACUGCUACAUGUUUUUUUCUUUUUCUUUUGGGAUUUAAUCAAGGAUGAAGGAUGUACUAUCAGUCGUCUUUGCUGGUCUUUUAUACAGGAGUAAUUUGUUUUCUCAGAGGUUCUGUUCUCAAAAAGUUGGGAAUCGGUAGGCUAAUCGAUCAGCUAGUGAGGUACAAUCUCCUGAACAAUGUAGCCAAGUCAGUACAUACAUGCACCAACACAUUGUUUAGUGCCA